GGGGCCAAGGGUUAGCAAUGCUGUUUUAUACCCUGAAUGUCCCAAUUCGGUUUAAGAUGUGUUAGGAUAAAAUCAUGAUCUAUCAUACUGUAAAGUAUUGAAAUUUAAUUCUUUCUCUACCCUUCCAGCUGCUUGGCAUGUUCGAAGACAACUUCCCCGAGAGCCUUAAACAUUUAUUUGUCAUUAAAGCUCCGAAACUGUUUCCCGUAGCUUACAACCUGGUGAAGCACAUUCUGAGUGAAGAUACCCGGAAGAAGUUAAUUGUCCUGGGAGCAAAUUGGAAGGAAGACUUACAGAAAUAUAUUGAUCCCUCAGAGAUCCCCAUGAUAUAUGGGGGGACCCUCACGGAUCCUGAUGGAAACCCGAAAUGUGAAUCCAAGAUAUGCCUCGGCGGCGACGUCCCCAAAAAAUACUACGUGCGAGAUCAGCUGAAGCAACAGUACGAGCAUUCGAUUAUGGUGAACCGGGGUUCUUCCCAGCAGCUGGAGUACGAGAUCCUUUUUCCGAACUGCGUCUUGAGGUGGCAGUUCAUGUCUGACGGGGCCGAUAUAGGCUUUGGCGUCUACCUGAAGACCAAGGUGGGGUCCCGCCAGCACGCCGGGGAGAUGACUGAGGUGUACCCCAACCAACGCUACAACGCACACCUGGUCCCUGAAGACGGUAGCCUCACCUGCCCAGACGCCGGAAUCUAUGUCCUCCGCUUCGACAAUACUUACAGCUACCUCCACGCCAAGAAAAUCAGUUACACGGUGGAGGUUUUACUCCCGGAUAAGAAAUCGGAAGAGAAGUUCCAGGAGUUGGACGGAGAGACCCAGAAAAUGGAGAACAACCACGCGUGAUGAAGAUGGCAUCUUCGGCGGGCCUCACCCCUGUUCUCCCAGCCACCUGGGGGUGGGGGGUGGGGGGGUGGGAGAGGUGGGCAUCCUCCAAAAGUCUUCUUUGGGGGCGGAAGGUCGGACGGUCAGGGAGCUUCAGGACUUCCAACGACGUUGGCAGCGGACGGAGAAUCGGUCCCUUGGACCCCAGAGUUUUAUAGAAAGGGGUCCCCGUGGCCCCCAGCGCCAAUCGGUUCAGAACAUAGACAGUGGUGGGAUUCAACCGGUGUUAACAACCGGUUCGCUGAGCGCGCACUUCACUCGCACACUGUUUGAAAACAGCUCUAAAACGUACCUUCUACUUCAGCCCCUCUGGUGAAGUAGAAUUCAGUAGAAUGGUGCAGCCAGCUCCAGAAUUGUCUCAUGGAAAGGUGGUAUUCAGCCGGUUCGGACUGGUUCGGACUGUAUUCAGCCGGUUCGGACUAGUUCUGGUGAAUCUGUAGCGGAAAUUUUGAGUAGUUUGGAGAACCGGUAAAUGCCACCUCUGGCUGGCCCCAGCCUCGCCCCUUCCAGGAGUCCCCAAAUGCACCCCAUUUUGGCUCCCAGGUAACUGCAGGGAAGCAAAACGGGGCAUGGGGGUGUAUGCGGUGCGCCCCCCCCGCAGUCCGUUUUUGCUCCCAGGGGGCUGCAGGGGGGCCUAGCCUGUAAGGCUGGGGCACCCAAUUGAUCUAUUCGCUGCCUCCCAGCCUCCCAAGUGAUUGGCAGGGUCUUGUUUUGUUGCCCUGCACAGGAGAACGGAGCUGGAAAGCAGGUUAACGGGGUGGGGAGGGAAUGGGGAUUUUGCAGUAUCCUUCCCCUAGGAGUGGGGAUUUUGCAGUAUCCUUCCCCAAGAGUAGGGUGGGAAUGGGGAUUUUGUAGUAUCCUCCCCCCCCAGAAGUGGGGAGGGAAUGGGGAUUUUGCAGUAUCCUUCCCCCCCAGAAGUGGGGAGGGAAUGGGGAUUUUGCAGUAUCCUUCCCCCCAGAAGUAGGGAGGGAAUGGGGAUUUUGCAGUAUCCUUCCCCCCAGAAGUGGGGAGGGAAUGGGGAUUUUGCAGUAUCCUUCCCCCCAGAAGUGGGGUGGGAAUGGGGAUUUUGCAGUAUCCUUCCCCCCCCAGAAGUGAGGAGGGAAUGGGGAUUUUGCAGUAUCCGUCCCCCAGGAGUGGGGAGGGAAUGGAGAUUUUGCAGUAUCCUUCCCCUGCCACGCCCACCAAGCCACGCCCGCAGAACCGGUAGUUAAAAAAAUUUGAAUCUCACCACUGGUCUCAUGCAAUUUGAAUUAAAAAGAGUAACCUCCUGACAGUGGUGGGAUCCUACCGGUUUAACAACGUUCGCUGAGUUUGCAGAAAACCGAACUCCCGCGUUGCUGAGAGCAAGGAAACCAGCUGAGGAGCGGCAUUCCACUCUGCCGCCCCAUCAGCUGCGCUCCGGAAGCAGAAAUAUAGGUAAGUAUAACGUAGGGGCGAGCCAGCGAGGCCACUUCAACGAAAGAGAGAACCAGUACGCUCACGUACUGCAAAUCGGAGCAAACGGUUCUCCCGAACCGGUCCGAACCGGUAGAAUCCCACCACUGCCUCCUGACCACCUUUGGAAAAAGGGCGGUGCUUGCACAAAUUUCUCCAGGCUUAAUUUUGUGCAGGAUGGAGCCUCCCCUUUUCCCCAAAAUAAUGCCAUUCUUACAGAGCAGGAAUUAAAAGAAAAGAAAGAUUAAAAAACCCAGGAACAUUUUUUUUUAAAAAAACCCAACCUGAAUAUAUUUGGGACUGCAUGUGAACUGUAUACGGUGUAUCUGGAUGUAUGUCUGGUCUGUAGGACAAAUACAAGCCUUUUAUACUUCAAUAUCUCUGCCCAAAUUCACAACUGUACAGGAAAAGAUAAUUUAAUUUAAAAAGAAAAAAAAUCAACGGAACUAAUAAACGGCGGGCGAAUUGAUCUCAGUCUGUCUUGCGCUGCAGAGGAUUUUGAAACGGCUUGUCCUCUCUAAUUUUUUGUUCCUUUGUUUGCACCAUCGUCUCACAUUUUUGUGCACAAGUCACUUGCUUUGAUUUAUUAGUCAUUAUUAUUUAAUUAUAAUAAGUUAUAGUUAUAAUGGUAUUUGUUAAUUAUGGUAAUGGAUUCUCCAGUGAAUUAAAAACUAAUUUAAUUAAUCCGUGGAAUGGCUUGCCUCGGAGCAUUUUAAGAAGAGACUGGAGAGCCAUUUGUCCAGAAUUGUAUAGGAUCUCUUACUUAAGCAGGGGGUCGGACUAGAAGACCUUCAUGGUCCCUUUUCCUUUCCUUUCCUUUCCUUUCCUUCCCUUCCCUUCCCUUCCCUUUCUUUUCCCUUCCUCUUCAUUCCCUCCCCUUCCCUUCCCUUCCCUUCCCUUUCUUUCUUCUCCUCUCCUCUCCUCUCCUCUCCUUUCCUUUAUCCUUUCCUUUUUCCUCUCCUCCUCUCUUCCCCUUUUUCCUCCUUUCCUUCUCUUUUCCUCCUUUCCUUUCCUUCCCUUUUCCUCCUUUCUUUUCCUUCCCUUCCUUCCCUUCCCUUCCCUUCCCUUCCCUUCCCUUCCUUUCCUUUCCUUUCCUUUCCUUUCCUUUCCUUUCCUUUCCUUUCCUUUCCUUUCCUUUCCUUUCCUUUUCUUUCCCUUCCCUUCCUCUUCAUUCCCUUCCCUUCCCUUCCCUCCCUUCCCCUCCCUUCUCUCCCUUCCCCUUCCCCUUCCCCUUUCCUUUCUUUUCCUUUCUCAUUUAUCUCCUUCUCUUUCUCUUCCCUCCCCUCUCCUUUCCUUUCCUCUUCCUUCCUUCUCCUUCCUUCCUUCCUUCCUUCCUUCCUUCCUUCCUUCCUUCCUUCCUUCCUUCCUUCCUUCCUUCCUUUCCUUCUUCUGCCUCCCUCCCUCCCUGCAUCUUUCCUGCUCCGAGCCUUAAACCCAAGUUUUUUCCUACCGUGUCUUCAUUGCAAGCAGCGGCUAUAACAACGUUGCCGGACAUGGGCUGCAGAUGCCCUGAACAUCACAAGGGGGCAGCAAAGAGGUCCUGAAAACAUCUAGCGAUCCUUUGAAUUCUACAGUCCUGAAAGAAAACAACAAAAGGGAACUUGGCUGGUUGCUAAUGCAGGGAGCUGGAAAAAAACACAAAAAGGGACAGAACUAUGGAGAGCAGGACACUUUUCAUUUACUGUAUUUUAUUUAUUUAAAUGUAUUAGCCUUCAACUCCAGCAGACUCCGCAGCCUACAAAACUAGAAAAAAAAAAGGAGCUAAAAGCAUUGUCAGACCAUUUGCAGCAUGACUACUAUUAGGAGACAACUCAGGAGCAAAACACAGCGCACAGAGAUUUAAGACAUUGAACAGUGGUUUAUAUACAAGACAUAUACAGAAAUAUUCAUGGUUGACAAAUACCUGACAAGCAAUCCAUCGUCUUCUUAACUCUACCCGGAGAACUCAGCAAUGAAUACCGGACACAAGGAGAGAGAAUACGCCCUCUCCUGGCUGAAAUGUAUAAACACCUCUUAAAGGGGUAAAAGGCUUGUGUGGACCCCGUCAGAGUCUUAGAAGAGGCUACACCAAUGCUGAUUCAUUCUCAUUGCAUCAGCCUUACAUUUCAUCAGGUUUACAGUUGCAUUAGCCUUACAUUGGCUGCUCAGCUUUAAAUCAUCAUUACCCUGACAAGCAUCAAAUCCGACAGCCCAGACGAAUGUGAUUUCCCCUGUCAUGCGAAGCCCCUCUUUUCCGAAGCUUGUUAAAUAAACUGAAACUGGUCGGAUUCACAUAGGGUACAAAAGUGUAAACUCCCGUUUACAAACCCCGAAGUUCCAUUCACGGGACACGCAAAGCCAGAAUCAAAUGCCGUGGCCCAUCUCAUUUUAUGAGCCCAUAGGUCGAGUCUAAUCGUGGCUUUCCCAUUUUUUAAAAUGGGAAAUGUUAAUGGGAAAUUAAAAUGUUUUAAUCAAAGAGAAAA
Messenger RNA from Pantherophis guttatus, 4774 nucleotides. NCBI's taxonomy places the organism in Eukaryota, Metazoa, Chordata, Lepidosauria, Squamata, Colubridae. The record is from RefSeq and is a predicted model, not a curated record.